Molecule: messenger RNA, 1862 nt
Organism: Choloepus didactylus (southern two-toed sloth)
Lineage: Eukaryota; Metazoa; Chordata; Mammalia; Pilosa; Megalonychidae
Gene: PTP4A3
Product: protein tyrosine phosphatase 4A3
Exons: 6
Coding region: 936-1457 (173 amino acids)
Biological process (GO): endothelial cell migration; protein dephosphorylation
Cellular component (GO): nucleus
Molecular function (GO): protein tyrosine phosphatase activity
Source: RefSeq, a predicted model, not a curated record
GGCAUCCGCCUGGAGGCCAGCGGGGCCCCUGCGGGAGGAUGCGCCGCGCCCCGCGCCCCGCGCCCUAGGUCCCGGCCAUCGCCGCCGGACCCGCGGCCCAGGGACCCCGGCGGGCGCGGAUGGAGGCGGCGGCCGGACGCCUGCGGGCGCGGACAUUGCCUGCUGCUGACCAGCCCAGGAUUUAUGGGGAGACCCCCCGGGGGCAGCCCUGAGUACUGCCACGCCCAGCACCGCGCCCGCUGCUGAGGAGGCCCGUGCCCCUGGCUCUCACCAUUGCCCUCAUCCGCCCAUGGCCUCCGCUGCCCGGCGGGGGGCCGGCUCCGCCUGAGCCCGCCGCUGCCCUCCAGGACUGGCCGUACCCCGAUGGGGUAACGUGACAGGGGCCCUGUGUGUCCCGGCCGCCUCUUGCCCCUGCCUGAGAUCCUGGCCAGGCUGCUGGAGUCUGCUGAAUUCAAGUUCACAUUUCCUCUGGUCCCUGGGGGUUUGGGGCCCAUCCACCGAUGCGGACGGGGUGUCCCCAGCAGCGGGCGCAGUGGUGGACAAAGCCACGGCGGCCAGAGUCACUCUGGGUUGCUUAAGUUUUGUUUGCUGAGGUUUUGUUUUGUUUCAUUUUUGUUGUUUUGGUUAUUUUAUUUUUGCCUCUUUAUAAUUACCCAAUUCUGAGGGACAGGAGUUCGGAGCUGCCCGUUUUGCUUCUGGGGGGCUCUUUGGUUCCCUUUCUUUUUUAAAGACUUGGCUUUUCUUCUUUAACUACCGCAGCAUCGGGCUGCACUCCCCGUCCUGAGUAUUUGCACAAUAUUUGUGCUGGGUUUGGGGACAGGGUUUUUUUAAGCAUUUUUCCCCUUAGACAAGCAUAGGAGUUUGGGGGCUGGUGGGCCUCUCUGGUUGUGUCCCUGAGACCUCUCGCCCGGCCCCCCUUCCUGGCGGGGCGAGCCAUGGCCUGGAUGAACCGGCCGGCCCCCGUGGAGCUCAGCUACAAGAACAUGCGCUUCCUCAUCACCCACAACCCCUCCAACGCCACCCUCAGCACCUUCAUCGAGGACCUGAAGAAGUACGGGGCCACCACCGUGGUGCGCGUGUGCGAGGUCACCUACGACAAGGCCCCGUUGGAGAAGGACGGCAUCACCGUGGUGGACUGGCCUUUUGAUGACGGGGCGCCCCCGCCCGGCAAGGUGGUGGAGGACUGGCUGAGCCUGCUGAAGGCCAAGUUCUGCGAUGACCCCGGCAGCUGCGUGGCCGUGCACUGCGUGGCCGGCCUGGGACGGGCCCCGGUCCUCGUGGCGCUGGCCCUGAUCGAGAGCGGCAUGAAGUACGAAGACGCCAUCCAGUUCAUCCGACAGAAGCGGCGCGGAGCCAUCAACAGCAAACAGCUCACCUACCUGGAGAAGUACCGGCCCAAGCAGAGACUGCGCUUCAAAGACCCGCACACGCACAAGGCCAGAUGCUGCGUCAUGUAGCUCGGGCCCCGGCCUGGGGGCUCGCGGCCGGCCGGAUGUCUUGUCACCUCUGUUUGGGCCUGUGUCUGUCUGUCUGUCCCCAUGUCUGCCAUUUUCUGACCCUGCCUUUUCCUUUGUCUGUCUCUGUACCCCCAGUCUGUCUGCCUGUCUCCCACAUCUCUGUCUGUCUGUCUCUCUGAGCCGAGGCCCGCCCUCUCUGUCCCUGGCCCUCCAGCCCCGGGGCCCCCUGCUAGCGCACCUGCACGCCACCCCCGGGCUGACCGCCGCUGGGUCUUGGGGCGGGUGUGCUUUUUAGCCCCGGGCCGGCCCCUCCUGGGCAGCCCCCCCACAUGGCCUGUGCUCGGUUCUCGGGGCCCUGAGAUGUUCCAGACACUCGAAGGCAAUAAAACAGGCCCCGUGACUGUG